Molecule: messenger RNA, 858 nt
Organism: Sitophilus oryzae (rice weevil)
Lineage: Eukaryota; Metazoa; Arthropoda; Insecta; Coleoptera; Curculionidae
Product: tetratricopeptide repeat protein 19, mitochondrial-like
Exons: 1
Coding region: 1-858 (285 amino acids)
Biological process (GO): mitochondrial respiratory chain complex III assembly
Cellular component (GO): mitochondrial inner membrane
Molecular function (GO): protein binding
Source: RefSeq, a predicted model, not a curated record
AUGAUCACAAAUUCAUCUCCAAAUUCUGGUCUUCAAUAUGACGUCGAAGAGAAUAUUUCUCACCUGAUGACGUUGGCCAGACUAGCUCUGGAAAAGGGCGAUUUCGAACGUGCAACUGCUAUUUUGGAAAUGGGAUUGAAAGUAUGUGAAGAAUACGAAUCUUAUGUAUCACUGCCUUACAUAUACGACAUAUUAGCGUCCAUUUCAUUCGCUUUAGGCAAUAUGAACAAAGCAGAACAUAUUUUAGUUAGCGCUAUUGAAAAAUUAGUUCAAAUUGGAACUCCAGAUGAUGAUACACAAAUGGUAGACUUCCAGUUGCGUCUAGCAAGAAUCUAUAGCGCAUACGACGAAACCGUUCUGGCUGAAAUUGGGUUUAGGGAUUGCCUCAAUAAACAAAAAAACAAAAUCUUGGAUGGAGACACUUCAACAAAAACAGGCAUGCUUUAUGUAAACGUCCUUUUUUGGUAUGGCUUACACAAAAUCAGGAGUUCUGAACAUCUUACUGCCAAAGAUCUUAUUACAUCUGCCUAUGAUUAUUCACUAAAAAUCAAAGGUUUAAGUCCCUAUCAGGAAAUGGUUAUUUUAUAUACAUUGGCUGACUUACACAUGCAAUUGGGGGAAAGUAAUAUUGCCUUGCAGAAUAUGAAAAGUGCCAUUUUAUUAGGCAAAGGUAUUGGUAGUACUGAUAUGCCUCGCUGUUACUUAAAAUUGGCAAAAAUUUACAUAAAUUUGGGUGCAUGGAUAAACGCUCGUGAUUCCUGUAAAGAAGCAAUUAAACUAGCUGGACUAUUUCAUGACAGUAUGGUGAAAAGUGAAGCAGAAUAUCUAUUAAAUACUAUCAAUGAUGAGCUUGCGUAG